CACCUACAACUCUUUACACAUCCUUCACAUUCAUUCUCAUAUCUCAUUCGAUCAUACUAAAAUGGAAUCAGUACUUCACACCCCAAAGCCUCAUGCUGUGUGUGUGCCAUUUCCAGCUCAAGGCCAUGUGAGUCCCUUCAUGCAACUUGCCAAACUCCUUCGUUGCAAUGGUUUCCACAUAACAUUUGUGAACAACGAGUUUAACCACAAUCGUAUGGUCAAUUCUCUUGGAGCAGACUUCGUGAAGGGGCUACCGGAUUUUCGAUUCGAGUCCAUACCGGACGGUUUGCCACAUUCUAAUAAGAACGCUACUCAAAACGUUCCAGCUCUGUGUGCUUCAACUAGCAAGCAUUGUUACGAACCGUUCAAAGAGUUGGUGAAGAAGCUCAACUCUUCAGGUGAAGUGCCUCCAGUGAGUUGCGUAAUUGCUGAUGGCAUCAUGGGAUUUGCUACAAAAGUGGCCAAAGAUUUGGGCAUUCAGGAGUUGCAGUUUUGGACAGCCUCUAGUUGUGGCUUCAUGGGAUAUUUGCAGUACGAUGAGCUUGUCAAAAGAGGCAUUGUUCCAUUCAAAGAUGAAAAUUUCAUCACCGAUGGCACCUUGGAAACAAGCUUAGAUUGGAUAUCUGGCAUGAAACAUAUGCGGCUUAAAGACUUUCCAAGCUUCACAAGAAUCACUGAUAUAAAUGAUAUCACAUAUAAUUUCUGGGGUUAUGAGGCCCAAAACUGUUUGAGAUCGUCCACAGUCAUUAUUAAUACAUUCCAGGACAUGGAAAGUGAAGCCCUUGAUGCUCUUAGGGCCACCAAUCCAAACAUCUACACUAUUGGCCCACUUCACUUGCUUGACAAUCAUUUUCCUGAAAAGGACAAAGGUUUCAAGGCAAGUGGGUCUAGUUUAUGGAAAAAUGACACUGAAUGCAUGGAAUGGCUUGAUAAAUGGGAUCCUUGCUCAGUCAUGUAUGUUAACUAUGGAAGUAUAGCUGUUAUGUCUGAGAAACACUUCAAAGAAUUUGUUUGGGGAAUAGCAAAUAGCAAGGUGCCAUUUUUAUGGAUUAUGAGGCCAGAUGUAGUGAUGGGUGGAGAGUUUAUAAAUUUGCCACAAGAGUUCUUAGAUGAGAUUAAGGACAGAGGAUACAUUGCAAGUUGGUGUAAUCAAGAACAAGUGCUUGCUCAUCCAUCAAUUGGGGUCUUUCUAACUCAUUGUGACUGGAAUUCUACAGUAGUAUGUGUAUCUUCUGGUGUGCCUAUGAUUUGUUGGCCUUUCUUUGCUGAGCAACAAACAAACUGCAGGUAUGCUUGCACAACAUGGGGAACAGGUAUGGAUAUUAACCAUGAUGUGAAGAGAGAGGAGGUUACUGCAAUUGUUGAGGAAAUGAUGAAAGGGGAAAAGGGAAAGGAAAUCAAACUGAAGUGUUUGGAGUGGAAGAAAAAAGCAAAAAAAGCUACUGAUUUAGGAGGAUCAUCUUACAAUAGUUUCCAUAAGUUGGUAAAGGAGGCGCUUCAUCACAAUCCUGUCUGAUUCCAUUCAAUUUUACCAAGUGUUAGAAGUAUAUUUCGUUUUGAUGCAAUAAUUGUUGUGGCAUGUGAUAUUUAGUUGAAGUAUUUUGGUACCACGAAUAAUUUUGGGCUUCAAUCUUCUGCUAGAAAUUGACCCAAGAUAGAUAUAUUAUCAUAUCCAAGCGGAUGAAUAAUUCUAUUAAGGUACUUCUUUUACAUUCUGUAAUAUUCUAAGUCCUAGGAUAAUGUCACUUGUAUCACCGUCCAUAGUUUAAGGGAUUUCUACCCUGAUAAAUAAACUGUAAUGUUGCACAAUGAGAAUCAUCAUAAAAUGAGCUUGCUCACCAAU
Molecule: messenger RNA, 1843 nt
Organism: Lotus japonicus
Lineage: Eukaryota; Viridiplantae; Streptophyta; Magnoliopsida; Fabales; Fabaceae
Product: linamarin synthase 2-like
Exons: 2
Coding region: 62-1516 (484 amino acids)
Molecular function (GO): UDP-glycosyltransferase activity
Source: RefSeq, a predicted model, not a curated record